Lytechinus pictus (painted urchin) is the source of this 3954-nucleotide messenger RNA. Its product is annotated as 1-acyl-sn-glycerol-3-phosphate acyltransferase delta-like. Gene Ontology annotation, molecular function: 1-acylglycerol-3-phosphate O-acyltransferase activity. Gene Ontology annotation, cellular component: endomembrane system. Bases 366 to 1598 code for a protein of 410 amino acids. The transcript has 9 exons. The record is from RefSeq and is a predicted model, not a curated record. Lineage: Eukaryota; Metazoa; Echinodermata; Echinoidea; Temnopleuroida; Toxopneustidae.
GUUUAGAUUUUAGUUUAAGUUUCAGCAGCAUAUGCCUGAACUUCAGGCUGAAGAAAAAAAUAUGAAUGUGCAUGAUGUCGGGCCGAAUUUCCACGCCGACGUUCCGGCGCAUGACGUAACCACCGGUUCGAAGGGCCCUGCGCUGCUUGGCCUUUGGCUAUCCCGCGGCUGCGGCGACACCGAAAUUUUUGUCGAUGUUCCUGACCUUAGAAUUUUAGAGUUAAACAGUAGUUAGUUUUACAACUGUCUAGACGUUUCGAUCUCACUUAUUCACAGACCAUGCAGACGCAGACAGACUGCGCACGCUGUGGAUCAUCUCAGUCAUGUCUCAUGAGUUUUAGCUCCAGAGGUAACCUGCCGCCAACAUGGGCAUCGUGUCGCUCGUCAAGCAGUCACCCAUUGUUCACAUCUGGCUCUUCUGUAUCCACAUAAUAAGCGCCCUCAUUGUUACGUCGGGGCAAUUGUUCACCCUAGUACUAUGGCCCUUCAGCAAGAGCUGGUAUCGGAGAAUCAACGGGUACCUCAUUAAUCUCAUGUGGCUGCAAUGUGUAUGGUUGACGGACUACUGGUCAGGGAGUAGAGUCCAUUUUUAUGGGAGACCGGGACUCAUGGAGACGGUCAGUACACACCACUCUCUUCUGGUGGUCAAUCACAAGGAGGACGUGGACUGGUUGGUCAUCUGGCAAAUAGCCGAAAGGUUCAAGAUGCUGAGAGGUGCCAAGUGUCUGAUGAAGCAGGAGAUCAAAUACGUUCCCUUUUAUGGAUGGUCAUUCUGGUUGACCGAACAGCUCUUCGUCAACAGGGACUACGCCAAAGACAAGACCAGUCUCAUGAAACAACUUGAGAACGUUACAACUUAUGACUUUCCAACUGUGACGCUGAUAUUUUGCGAAGGCACGCGUUAUACCAAAGAGAAAUAUGAGAAGAGUCAAGCGUUUGCUCGGGAGAAUGGACUACCAGGUCUGAAACACCAUCUUGUUCCAAGGACAAAAGGUUUCAACCUGUGUAUAGAGGCCUUCAAGGGCAAAGUUCCUGUGAUAUUUGAUGUUACAAUAGCUUACCAAGAUAAUAAACAACCCUCCAUCUAUGAUCUUGUCUGUGGAAAAAAGUUUGACUUUCAUUUCUAUGUCAGAGAUCUACCAUUGGAUGAAGUUCCAACAGACUCAGAAGAAGCUACAGCACAGUAUUGUCAUGAUAUUUACAAACAAAAGGACGAAGCCUACGACUACUUCCUGCGGAACAACACUUUUGAGGGUUACGAUGUUACUAGGCCAGGGUGCGUCCCUCCACCCACCCUCCUGCCUCUGGUAGUGAUGUCACUGUGGAUGCUGUUUGUAGGCGUACCCAUCAUCUACUAUUCCUUUGCCAUGCUCUUCUCUGGAUCAACUGUGAUGAUUGUCACGAUCUGUGGAGGCUGUUACGCUGUAUUCAGAUUUUCCAAGUCCAUGAUGAGAGUGUCUGAUGUGACAAAAGGAUCAACAUACGGGAGCAGUAAGGAAACAAAGAGCAAAAGGUCAGAGGUCAACGACACAGGGUCAGGGGUCACAGCAAAUGGCGACCAGAUACCAUUGUCUAAUGGAGAUAAGAAAGAUUCCUGAUUAAGUACUAUACUGUUUUUGUGCAAAUAAAAGUAGAUUUACACAUCUCGGCUUUAUCUGAUGAAAUUAUAGUUUAUGCAAAUUAUAUUCAAAGCCACAUCUGGACUGUGCAUUUUCUGAUUUGUAUUUAAAUGGUACUGAAUGAGAGCACUUUAUUAUAAUAAAUUUGCACUGGGCAUAUAUACUUAUUUAUAGAACUAACUUUUUAAUUUAAAGAUCUUAGCCAUGUUCUUGUUUUUAUAUUCUCAGUGUCUGUCCAGUCAGGAAUUCAUGAAAUCAUCUCAAUUUUCUUCUUAAAUAUUUAAGAUUCAAUAUGAACAGCUAUGUAAGACAGAAUGAGAAUGGCUUCAUAUCACCCACAGGAAAAUGAAACCCUUGAAACAGGAUAGCUUGUGCGAAAACAGAAAAAUAAAAGAAACAGAUAAACGGAAGUUUGAGAAAAAUUGAAUAAAUAAUAAGAAAGUUAUGAGCAUUAGAAGUUUAGAUCAUGAUUGUAAUGUAGAUCCUUCCAUUGGCAAUGCGACAAAGAUGUGUGAUGUCACGUAUACAUGUAUAUGAACAACUUUCCCAUUACUUUUCUGUAUAUUCACUUAAACUGCCUCUUUUAUCACAUCUUUCAGUAGAUCAUGUAUUCUUUCUAUAGGAGGACAUGUAAUACAGAUUUUCAAAAAAUACAUCAUGGACAAAGAGUUUGUAUUGCCCCAAGAAGAGCAAAAAUAUACAUUUUCUUGGUAUUUUAUAGUCCAUCAAUGGGAAAGUUGUUCACAUGUGACAUUACAAAUAUUUUUCGCAUUGCUAAUGGCAGGAUCUCCUUAGCAUUAGUCAUUGCAAUAUUAACUUUCUUGACUUUCUCAUUAUUUGUCUGAUUUUCCUCAUCAAACUUGCUUUGAUCUUAUUCUUUGAUUUUUCUUUCAUGCCCCUUUAACCUAACCAAAGCUCGACAUACAUGGUGUGAUGCUGGAUGUUGAUUCAAGAUUUUUUUAUUGGUCAGUGUAUGCAUACAAAGACAUUUGUUGGAUGUAUCCCUCUUCAUUUGACAUUAUUUCUGGGGCCCGUCUUACAAAGAUCAAUCACAACUAUGGACGGCCAGCAACGUCAACAUCUAAAAUGCAUGUUUGUUCAAAAUGUUUUCUAGAUAUGAAGUAAAUUACAUAAAUUCAUUUUUUUUUUCCUGACAAUGUGGUGUGUUCGCCUUUUGUUUUCAAAGGACAUUUGAAAAUUUUAUGUAGAAAAAAAUUAUGGGAUGGUUGGAUUUCCAUAGAGUUAUGAUUGAUUGGAUCAAUCGUAACUCUUUGUAAGACGGGGCCCAGGUCAUGGAAUAAAUUUGCCACCCUAGUGAUAAAAUUUGUGAAUUAUGAUCACGGUUGUGCAAAUUAUCCCAUGAGUGAAUUUUAGCCACUUUUGUGCAAUGAAUUAUUAUUAGCUCAAGUAUUAAAUUUUACCUAAGAAUGUUGGUACUAACCCACCUUAAUGAAUUCAAUCAAUCGUCUUAUUUGUUUUUAUUAUCAGAGUGACUCUAUCCAAGUCACUGUCUUGUCACUUGGGUACGCUAACUCUGGUGGACCUAGGUUAGAACACUAAAGAACAAUGAUUUAUGGGAUAGGCUAUAGAAAAGUUCUAUGCACAUCUUUGUGGGAACAGCAGUUGGAAAUAGCGCUGUCGAGAAAGUUUUAGUAGUUAUCCACACCAUCUGAAUAAUUUUACAGAAAAGCCACCAAGAAACAUGAAUGGAAUUUGAGAUCAUCUUUUGCAUGAAGUUUUUUGUUGGAAAUCGGACAACACAAGAUGAGCGUUUUUGUCAAUGUUCCUUUUGCUUUCACCACUAAACAUUGUUUUAUACUCGGUCCCCAUAGCAUGGCAUUAUUAACCUCAAUCACGCAGCCAUCCAUACACCGUAUGUAUCCAAGCCAAUUACUUUUCCAUUUUUUUUUGUUCACUUUUACGUUUGCCAAUCUUUAAAGGUCUUUUUCAACAGUAAAUACUCAUCAGUGAUCCACUUUCAUUUAUUUGCAUCAUAUUGUCUGUCAUGAUGGUAAUCAUGUUUUCACAAGUGUCCUUAUAUUUUGUGAUUUAUUUGAAGCGUACAAUUAAUUGUUAUAAUUUUGCCUUUUAAGAUGUGUGUGGGAAGUAGGCAAUGAAACAAAUGAAAACAGAAAAAAUACCCCAAAAAUAGAUGUAGAUAACAAUGUCGGAGUGUGCUAAUGGUAGAUAUAUCACUGUGCUAAGACUGCUGUGCAUUAUGUGGGCUUGUUACCUUUCUUUCGGAGAGUUGUUGGUAACCUUGUGGAUGUGUAAUUAAGUGAUUUUGUUGAAUUUUAGUUCUUUUGUUUUCUAGUGGUGGUGGUAGUGAUUUUUU